Molecule: messenger RNA, 882 nt
Organism: Zophobas morio
Lineage: Eukaryota; Metazoa; Arthropoda; Insecta; Coleoptera; Tenebrionidae
Product: glutathione S-transferase 1-like
Exons: 4
Coding region: 168-830 (220 amino acids)
Biological process (GO): glutathione metabolic process
Molecular function (GO): glutathione transferase activity
Source: RefSeq, a predicted model, not a curated record
UUUGCAAAUUAUGGCGGAUAAUUUGAAAGGUAGCAGGUGAAUUUUAAAAUAACAAUAAAAAACACCAUUUACUAUUCGUAACUGAGUCCUAUAAUUCAAACAAUCCAUCCACAAUCGCGUAGAAGUAGGUCAACAUCACAAAUACAAACGGUUAUCAGUCAAACACCAUGGGUGUUACUUUGUACCAUUUUCCCAUGAGUGGGCCUUCCAGAGGUGCCUUAUUAGCUGCGAAAGCCGUCGGUGUACCCAUUGAUGUCCAACAUCUAGAUUUAAUUGCAAAAGAACAUUUAAAACCAGAGUUUAUUAAGAUCAACCCGCAACACACAGUACCUACAUUAGUUGAUGGAGACUUUGUGGUGUGGGAUAGUCAUGCCAUAGGCCCCUACUUGGUACGCACAUAUGGAAAAGAUGAUUCCUUGUACCCCAAUGACCCAAAACAGAAAGCAAUAGUUGAUCAACGGUUGUACUUUGAUUGUGGCACUUUGUACCCCAGAAUACGCCAGAUCUGUUUUCCAGUACUGUUUCAAGGGGAGGAGGAGAUUUACGAUGAACACAAAACCUCCCUAGAUGAAGCUUUAGGCUUCCUGGAUGUAUUCCUCGAAGGCAAUGAUUUUGUAGCUGGAAAAAAUUUGACAGUUGCUGAUUGCUGCUUAGUAGCUUCAGUGUCAAGUAUUGUUUCUGUAGGGUGGGACAUUACUCCAUAUUCAAAUGUUAAUUCCUGGGUAGCUCGCUGUGCUCUAACCAUUCCAGAUUAUGCCGAAAGCAACCAGACGGGCGCCAACCAGUAUGGGAAAGCCGUACGAAGUAAAUUAGCACCAGGUCAAAUUUAGGUUACUCAUCCUUUCAUACUUUUUGAUAAAGAAAUAGACGAUUUUGAGUACA